Austrofundulus limnaeus is the source of this 2772-nucleotide messenger RNA. It is a transcript of the gene insyn2a, whose product is annotated as inhibitory synaptic factor 2A. The coding region runs from base 480 to 1964 and encodes 494 amino acids. Lineage: Eukaryota; Metazoa; Chordata; Actinopteri; Cyprinodontiformes; Rivulidae. Gene Ontology annotation, biological process: inhibitory postsynaptic potential. The transcript has 4 exons. Gene Ontology annotation, cellular component: postsynaptic density. The record is from RefSeq and is a predicted model, not a curated record.
GUCUCACCCACCUUCCACACACACUCACGCAAACAGGGAAAAGAGGAGAAAGCCAGAGAGCGGAACUGCGGCGGCACGAUGGGGAUAUUCCGCCUGCUCCGAUGCUGAGGCGUCCGGAGUUCAGCCACAGAGCGCAUGGGUGUGUGCGUGUGGGUGUGUGUCUGUGUAUGCAUGCGUGAGUGAGCGACUGAAACAAGCCGACACUGUGACGAGGAAGAGGAAGAGGGAAGCAGAGGGAGAGUGUUGACUCUGUCUGGGGCUUGGAGGGACCUAACGCCACUGGAUAAGAGGACGCUGAUGUGCAACAACUAUUCCCAACUCCUGCCGCUCCGCCUGCAUGUCCUCCGAACUUCUGCCUUUGGAAUUGCCUGCCCUCCCAGUUUCACCUCUAAUCCGCUAAGGAAUCGGGCAUGCAUGGGAACAACCAGGGACCUGGGCUAUCGCAUCCUUUACGUCAGCAUUUCACAGCCUGAGGAAACAUGGUGAGCAAGGAGGGUGGCAAAUGCAUGCUCACCAACUCAGAGUCUGACUCAGAGGCAGCGCCUUUGCCCUCCACCUCGCUGGCACUGGAGGUGAAGUAUUCCCUAGAAGCGAGUCGACAGGUGAGGAAGAGAAACAAGGCCCUGCAAGUGCGCUUCAAGGACAUCUGCGAGGCACAGAACGAGCAGAGGGAGGCAGAGCUGCAGGCAGCGGGGAAAGGCGGCAAGCCCAUGUCAUAUAAAGUGGCAUACCGCAAGUACAUGACCGUCCCUGCACGCAGAUCCAUUCCAAAUGUCACGAGGAGCACAGGCGUCCAGACGUCCCCUGACCUAAAGAAACGGUACCAGACUUUCCCCUUUGAGCGGAAGAAAGGACACACAUUUAAACACGUGGCAGCAGUGGAAACAUAUAAAGGUCAGAAUAACGGUUUUGUCAUGGAUGUAAMGGAAUCCAAAGGGGCUGAACAGGGUUUAGAUGAUGACGACGACAGAGCCAGUAGGGGGAGUGGAGUCCUGAGGACCAGGGCUCUGCUCCAUACUAAUGAGUGUACUGCCACAGUGGAACAGCACAGUGCACCCGAUGGCCUGUGCUCCGAUGCUCUGCUGCUCAGUUGCACUGCAGACACAGACUUCCUUGCAGACACACCAAGAGGAAGCGGUGCUGGCACACAAACCAAGUAUCAGCUUUGCAGCGUCCCUUCGAAGGCUGGAACUGGAUUACAACACAGGGAGACCAACGUAGACGGUUUGGCCAAGAGGCAACUGCUCAGUCUGGAGGAAGGUUCGUCCCAAACCCUCCCGGACAGGCCCUCCAAGGUGACGGGCCCCAUCGCAUGGAACUCUCUUACACAGGUGGAGUGCCUGGACAGUCCAUCUGUGCAAAGCAAACGAAAAAAGGGUUUGCAGCUUAACGGGCUGAUGGGUGAGACUUUACCACGAUCCAGUGGAGGCUGUACGACAAAGGCACAGUGUCACACGGGACAGAUAUCUGCCCGGCCUAUACGGGGCAUGGACGAACCUCUGUCACCCACCACAAGUGGUGUGGCUGAUGGGGCACCGUCCACCCAAACACAGGAAGCCUGUAAGCAAAUAGUGCCUGUGAAUCAGGACAGGGAUGUAAAAGCACAGCUCCAAGCCAUGGAAAAUCUCAUCAGCUCGAGCCAAGAGACCAUCAAGAUGCUGCUCGGGGUCAUCCAGGAACUGGAAAAGGGAGAGGCUCAUCGAGAAGGACUCUCCUAUCGAACUGGACAGGACAUGGCUAACUGUGACACAUGCCGGAACAGCGCAUGCAUUAUUUACAGCGUGGAACUGGACUUCAAGCUGCAGGAGGACAAGCUACAGCCGCUAAUGAAGAGGCUUUGCCCUACAGAGGACGCGCACUUCCCUCCCCUGCCUUACCCCCAGGAGGCCUUCACUUCCACCCCAAAACGAAAGUCCAAAGCCGAGUCCAAGAAGCACGCCCGCUGGAAACUUUGGUUCCUGUGAGAACCACAGGGCCGCCUCCAGACCCUGCAACGCACGCACAGGAUUUUAAAAAUCCAUCUGGUUUUUCGUCUUUUUCCCUCCCUUGUUUCAUCUCAUCUUUCUGGAUUUUGUAAAAGCUGGUAUCCAGUUUUACGGGGAGCUCAACAUCUGGAUACCCGGAGAUGGCAGGAUGUGAAAAGGAAGUGCGGAUUGCAUGGAUAAUUCAUGCCAAAUCAAAAUGGAAUCCAUCCCAUUUUCAAGCGAUUUCUCCGAGUGAAGUGUGAAAAUACCAACAGGGAAACAUACUGGAAGAUCAGCACGGCGAGGAGGCGUAUUCAACUCCUGCUGUCUCUUUGCAGAUUUAUUUUUAUAGCUGAUGUCGACGUGGUCCUGCUCUACGGUGACGGUGCAGGAUCCGGCCAUGUUUCUAUUCACAUCUUGGGAUUUUAAUUCUCGGCCUCCAGGAGAGGUUGGCAGUCCGGCACUAAAGCUCCAUCAACAGCAUAUCACUGUACUGUAAAGCACAAUUAACACUGUUCAGGAUUUCUUCAGAGUCAUCAGAAAAAAAUGAACUAUUUUGGCUAUUAAUAUGUAUCCAUGACAGAUUGAAGACUUUUAUAUCGAGCUAAAGAAAAGAAAGGACAACAUGUGAGGUGGUUUUUUGGGGGGGAUUUGAUGAUAUUUCUUCUUUCCACUGAUAAACUGUCUCCUUAAAACAUCUGAAUUUGAAGAAAAGAAUGAAUAAAUACCACUUAUUUUCUUAUUAAUUUAUGAAAACUUAAACUCCGCUGUACUUUUUUUCUAUAUAAAUAUAUAUCUACAUAUAUGA